GAGAGAGAGUGAGAGCGAGUGACUGUGAGGUAAAGGCACGUUGCUGCCACAGGCCAUUGCAGGGAAGGAGAGGGGAUUAUAUCAAGAGGAGCUUCCACAGAAAACUCUGACACGGAGAGAGAGAGAAGGCGCCGGUCACGGGACAGAGCACCAGGACCCUCUUAAAGGAAGACACGGAGCCAACCUCACCACUGCCGUCUGCGGCGCAGGGGAAGAAGAAAGCCAGAGGCCCAGUCCGAAAACUACGACACUCCGCGCCUCGUUACCCCCGCGCUCGCUCGCUCUCUCUCUCCUGCUGACCCCGCUGCCCCCACCGGGCGGAAAAACGCGCUCCAGCCCCAACGGAGAGGGCCGGAGGAGAGGAGGGGAGAGGAAGCAGCCCGAGAAAGACGGUCGGGGACAGCGGAGAAACCGCAUCGACACCGAGCCGCCCGCCACUCUCUCCCUCUCUCCCUCUCUCCCCCCCGAACGGAGAGCUGACCCCGUAGGAGGGAGGCGAAAACUCCCCUCCUCGCACCAGGAGAGAAGGAACCGCCGCGGGAAGGAGGAGAAAGGCCAACGGGAGGAUCAGGAGGAGAGCAGCGAGGAGGUCUGUCCCAGACCCGCGGGUGAUUAAAAGAGCUCGGCAUGAGUUUGACCGGCACCCUGGAGAAGGGUUCACCCCCACACCACCUCCAUGACCUGGUGGAGGACCCAGGACUCCAAUUCCACCAGCACCACCAGCACCACCCGCACCAUCAAGCCAACUCCCAGCUCCACCUCGCCAACUCCGUGGUUUCCACCAUCCCCGAGGGGACCCCGAUGGGGGGGUUGGGAGGGGGGGCGGUGGUGGUGGUGCCCCCCCCUUACUCUGCGGCGGACGGCGGUGGGGGGGGGGACGCGCCGCUGGAGCUGCGGGGGUCGCUGGACUGCUGGGCCUGCUCGGUGCUGGUGACUGCGCAGAACCUGGUCAUCGCCGCCAUCAACGCCUGCCUGGCCGGCCUGGUCUUCGGCCUCAUCCUCACGCCCGCCAUCGUCAUGGUGGUGUUCGGGUUCCUGUGCCACUCCACGGUACGCCCCCACGGUACGGCGGAGCUGUGCUCGGACCUGCUGAGCGAUGGCGGCUGCGUGGCGCUGCUGGUGGUGGGCUUCCUGCUGGUCACGCCCCUGCUGGUGCUGGCGCUGGCCGCGUACUGCCGCCUGGCCCGCCACCUGCAGCUGGGCCUCUGCUUCAUCCCCUACAGCCGCGCCGUCUACAAGAACCUGCCCGCCGCCCGCCACCGCGGCCUCGCCGGCGCCUGCUGCGGCCACCGGGGGGCGCCAGAGAGCGCCGUGGUCAAGGCCAUGGGCAAGAGCAAGGUGUGGGUCUGAGCGGGUGG
Molecule: messenger RNA, 1358 nt
Organism: Anguilla rostrata (American eel)
Lineage: Eukaryota; Metazoa; Chordata; Actinopteri; Anguilliformes; Anguillidae
Gene: tmem88b
Product: transmembrane protein 88 b
Exons: 3
Coding region: 628-1350 (240 amino acids)
Source: RefSeq, a predicted model, not a curated record